This is a messenger RNA of Aspergillus versicolor CBS 583.65, 1792 nucleotides long. RefSeq lists its product as uncharacterized. The coding region runs from base 1 to 1749 and encodes 582 amino acids. The transcript has 5 exons. NCBI's taxonomy places the organism in Eukaryota, Fungi, Ascomycota, Eurotiomycetes, Eurotiales, Aspergillaceae. The record is from RefSeq and is a predicted model, not a curated record.
AUGGCUCAACUUCGUAUCCUCCAGGUGCUGUGGCCAGCCCUAAUCUGCAGCUUGUUUAUAAUAGUCCAAGCCAAACAACCGCCACAAGCAACUGUUGAGAAUGGAACAUACGCUGGCAUUCAUAACAGCCACUAUAACGUGGAUUACUUCCUGGGAAUUCCCUUCGCUCAGCCACCGGUUGGGGAUCUGCGAUUAGCACCACCAGCACCACUGAAUCAGUCCUUUUCUGUUGUGCGCAAUGCCACAAAGAUGCAGCCUGCCUGUGUUCAGUUCUUGGCGGCAACCAUCGAUCGUCCGGUAUCUGAGGACUGUCUGACUCUCAAUGUCUAUAGACCGUCUGGCUACGAGAACCAGACCCUUCCAGUUCUUGUUUGGAUCUACGGUGGGGGCUACGUCCAAGGGAGCAAUAGCGACCCAAGGUACAACCUUACAUUCAUCGUGAACAAUUCAGUCCGGAUGAACAAGCCCAUCAUCGCCGUGGCCCUCAACUAUCGCCUGAAUGGAUUUGGCUUCAUGGGAGGUCCUGUCAUCAGGGAGCAAGGCCUUGCAAACCUCGGACUGCGCGACCAACGCCUCGCUCUGCAGUGGAUCCAGGAGAACAUCCAUUCCUUUGGUGGCGAUCGUACAAAGGUCACCAUCUGGGGCCAGUCUGCCGGAGCAGGGAGCGUGGGAUCCCAGCUGCUGGCAUACGGAGGACGCGACGACUCGCUAUUCCGCGCUGCAAUUGCAGACAGUGGCGGUCCCUUGGGAUUCCAAGGGCCAUCCAGCGAUGCACAAUUGGACUCGUGGAACGCGGUCUUACGCCUUACUGGAUGUUCGGGCUCUUCUGAUCCCUUGUCCUGCUUGCGGGGAGUCAGUUCGACCAACUUCACCUCUGCAGUCAAUGCCUCCGGAGCCAGAUUCGGACCAUUCUAUGAUGGUGACUUUCUGCAAACAUACAGCUCCGCACAGCUAUCAAAAGGGCAGUUUGUCAAGGUGCCGUUGCUGACCGGCAGUAACACGGACGAGGGAACCGGAUUUGCAGGAGACUCGCCCUAUAUCGGAGCCUUACCAGAGACUUCAUAUCCCAACGAAACAUCGUUCCUCGCCGUUGUCAAUGGUUCAAUCGUAGAUUCCUCACCUACAGCACUGGCAGUCAUUUCAGCUCUGUAUCCUAACAUCCCAGCUAUCAACGUCCCCCACACCCACCACGGCCCUUUGAACUCAACAUUUGGAUCUCAUUACGGCCGCGUUGCGACAUUUUCAGGAGACAACUCCAUCCACCGAGGCCGUCGAAUGGCCUCCCAGAUGUGGACAAAAUACAAUACCCCGGUAUAUUCUUACCUCUUCGACCAGUGGCCGAUCGGCGGACUCCCCAAUACAACAGGCACCACGCAUUUUACCGAAGUCCCCCUCAUCCACGACAACGAGGUUGGGAAUGGCUUCGAGGCACCGUGGUAUCCGGCCGGCAGCGAAUUCGCAGGGAUGGAUCAGGACUUUUACUCCCUAGCGCGGCUUAUGAGCCGCAUGUGGAUUUCCUUUGUGCAUGAUCUCGACCCGAAUGAGCACGGUGUUAGUGAGUACAACAGUCAUCCAAUUCCUAGGUGGACCCCAUAUGCAAAUAAUGAGAGGGAUGCGUUGGAUGGCUAUGGUGUGAAUCUGCGGUUCCUCUCGACGCUCCCAGGACUGGCAGAGCUGCAACCGGAUACCUGGCGGGCGGAGGCGAUUCAGUAUCUGAACGAGAACUCAUAUGCUCUUUUUGGCGUUUAGUAUUCAGGGGGGACAUAGCUAGGUAGAAUAAUAUGAGAUUCCC